Messenger RNA from Branchiostoma floridae (Florida lancelet), 1101 nucleotides. Its product is annotated as E-selectin-like. Bases 1 to 615 code for a protein of 204 amino acids. The transcript is spliced from 4 exons. The record is from RefSeq and is a predicted model, not a curated record. NCBI's taxonomy places the organism in Eukaryota, Metazoa, Chordata, Leptocardii, Amphioxiformes, Branchiostomatidae.
AUGCAAAGAAAGAACCCAUGUGACAGUCCACCGAGCCAUCCCGAAGGUUCCACCGGUGACUGUGGUCCAGACCAGCCCCCCUACCCAGCCGGGCACGUGUGUAACAUCACCUGCCCUGUCAAUACAUCAGGGGAUGCAAGGAAAGUCUGUGAGAACGGCCAAUGGAGUGGAGAGGACCUAGAGUGCGAAGCAUUGCCAGCUGCAGAGGAUUAUGAUGAUCCGCCAGCCCCACCCGUUGACGCCCCCUUGGAACAUGAGGAAGUAUGUGAAGACCAAUGCGAAGACGGGUCCACCGAAAAUGGCGGCGACGAUAUGCUGGAGUGCAAUCAUGGAGUCUGGGACGGGUGCGACCUGAUCUGUACAAAGGACAGUAAUGAUCCACAAGCCAUAGACUGUGAGGUUCUAGACGGAUGUGACGCCCCCAUUGAACAAGUGGAAGUAUGUAACUACCAAUGCGAAGAAGGGUCCACCGAAAAUGGCGGCGACGACAUGCAGAACUGCAACGAUGGAGCCUGGGACGGGUGCGAACUCAUCUGUAAAAGUGCGAACCUUACCGUACCUUAUAUUCCUUCCAGUCGUGACUCCAUACCCAUUUAUGUACACAUAUACAUGUGAAAUUACCUCGGGAAGCUUGUCCAGCGUCAACCGGAAUCAUCCUUUUUAGUAUAAUAGUGAAGGCAAAUCUGCCCAAACUGUCCUUUACAACCACGUAAGCAUUGAGAUGAAUAUACGGCAAAUAUUCAGGAUCCUAGUAACCUCUAUGACUUCUGCUAGCUUCACUAUUACAGAUCACUACAUUAAAGCAGCUGUAAAGGGAAACUUUAAAGUCCAGAAACAAAAAUAAACGUGUUACCUAUGGAGAUCUGUACUCUUAUUCAACAUGUGCUAUUUCAGCACCCAACAUUAACAAUGAUUGGAAGUGAGUCAGGACAAGUAACGAUUGACCAACCCGAGUAUGAUUAGAAUAGACAGCAAUCAUAAUCCUCUGUAUAGCUUCAUUUUGUGAUUGCCACAGAACGUUAAUUUCUUAAGAUCUUUAUAAAUGUGCUUUGUAUGUUGUUUAACUAGAAUGCCUUUUCUUAGUUUAACAUACAAAGCUCA